This is a messenger RNA of Xenia sp. Carnegie-2017, 495 nucleotides long. RefSeq lists its product as uncharacterized. Lineage: Eukaryota; Metazoa; Cnidaria; Anthozoa; Malacalcyonacea; Xeniidae. The record is from RefSeq and is a predicted model, not a curated record. The coding region runs from base 19 to 405 and encodes 128 amino acids. The transcript has 4 exons.
CCUCUAAUCAGACAGCUGAUGUUUUAUGAUCAGGCACAUGUUGAUCAAUUUGUUGCCAAUUAUACCACACCUACAUCAAACAAGGAGUGUCAUGGGUUUCUUGCUGGGAAUGCUGUUCGAUCAAUGAAUCGCUACAAAGCUCUUAAUGAAACAGCAAUCUUUGGGCGAGGCUGUCGACAUGAGUUUGCUAAAAAAUUCUUAAAUUUGAAACAUGGAGAGAGAUUGAGCUAUGCAGUUUAUGUUCUCCAAGAAUUAGAGAAAGAUAAUGUUGAUAAUCCUGCACUCAAAAUAAACAUAUUGUAUGAUGUUGCAUGUAUGUUGGUGAAACACUUACAGGUUAAAUUUAGUCCCCGUCGUAAAGAAGGAUUUGGCCUAACUGACGGUGAGAUGUUGGAGAGAUUGUGAGCUUACAUUCGCAAAUUUAGCAGAAUGACUAAAGAAAUGCGUCCAAGUCACAGAGUUGAUGUACUCAGUGAUGCUCUUUUGCAUUAUGGA